GUCAUGAGUGUUAGUCAAUACGUCAAUAAUGCUUCUGAGAGCAGACGCUAGAAAUCCCAAACAAAGAGGGGUAGGAUCCUAGAAGACCACUAUUUCAUCAAUAAUGGAAUUUUCUCUCACUUGCAGACCUUAAGCUUAGGAAAGACAUUUCUUCAGAGGAAACAGCAGUCCACGUGUUCGCAUCUGAAGAUACUUAAGUGUACACUUUAUGUAGUGUGCUUAGAAAUCUGUUCCCAUAUUGUGUACAGUUAUUCCAGUUUCCUCACUCCUUGUAUACAUUGCUGUGGAUCUUUUUGGAUGUGGUUAUUCUACUGAAGUGCUGGAGAAAUUUAGGGAAUGUGCAGUUACAGAAUGGCUGUGUGAACUUUCUGUGGUUGGAAGAACACAUUUUAUUUCACAAGAUAUUUGGAAUUAUUGUGAAAUUCUUCGGAAGUCUUCAUCGAUUGAUAAAGCAUCAGAAGUACCAAAAUGUUGAAUUUGUUUCUUUCAACCAUGUUCCUGAACACGCUGACGCCCAAGUUCUAUGUGGCACUAACGGGGACGUCAUCCCUCAUAUCGGGCCUUAUUUUGAUAUUUGAGUGGUGGUACUUUAAAAAGUAUGGGACGUCGUUCAUCGAGCAGGUGUCGCUGAACCACAUCUCUCCUCUCCUAGGGGGCGAACCGGUCGCCAACAACGACAAUGGCAACACCACCAUCACUAAUGGCACCACGACAAAUGGCAACAGCAACAACAACAGCAGUAAUAACCAUGGACAACAAAGUAUGCCAGAAUGCAAAGUAUGGCGAAACCCUCUCAACUUGUUCCGUGGGGCCGAGUACCUGCGAUUCACAUGGAAAAUCAACAAAGAUCCCCUCACAUAUUACGACAUGAAUUUAUCUGCUCAGGAUCAUCAGACAUUUUUCACUUGUGACGCAGAUGCAGGAAAACCAGAAUAUGAAAUUAUGCAGACAGCAUGGCGUGAAAGAAAACCCCAGGCACGAAUUAAGGCUGCAAACGAUGCCCUCGAGAAAAACCCAGAAUGUGCUACUGCUUUGAUCCUGUUGGCAGAAGAAGAUGCGUCGUCAAUUCUCGACGCAGAGAAAUUAUUUAAACAAGCGUACAAAUAUGCAGAAGUUCUGUACAAGAAAUCUCAACAGACAAUGCAUCUUGGACAAACUCAGGAAUCAAUACACAGAAGGGACACGAAUGUGGUAGUAUAUAUAAAGCGCCGACUGGCCAUGUGUGCCAGGAAGCUGGGAAGGGUACGAGAGGCCGUCAAACUCAUGAGAGAGAUUAUGAAGGAGUUUCCCAUCCUGACAAUGUUUAACAUCCAUGAAAAUCUCAUAGAGGCCUUACUGGAACUGCAGUUGUAUGCAGAUGUCCAGGUCGUCCUAGCCAAAUACGAUGAUAUCAGUUUACCCAAGUCAGCCGCUAUAUGCUACACUGCUGCACUUCUCAAAGCAAGAGCUGUCGCUGACAAGUUUUCACCAGACAUUGCCAGCAAGCGAGGGCUUAGCACUGCGGAGAUGUCGGCAGUGGAGGCAAUACACAGAGCAGUGGAGUUUAACCCACAUGUUCCCAAGUAUUUGUUAGAGAUGAAGAGCUUGGUGUUGCCGCCGGAGCACAUUCUGAAGCGCGGUGACAGUGAGGCGCUAGCCUACGCGUUCUUCCACCUUCAGCACUGGAAACGAGUGGACGGCGCACUCAAUCUCCUACACUGCACUUGGGAAGGAACUUUCAGAAUGAUACCAUACCCCUUGGAGAAGGGUCACUUGUUCUACCCCUACCCCACAUGUACAGAGAACGCUGACAGAGAGCUACUCCCAGCGUUUCACGAGGUUUCAGUCUACCCGAAGAAGGAGCUGCCUUUUUUCAUCCUCUUCACAGCGGGCUUGUGCUCCUUCACAGCGCUCCUCGCACUCCUCACACAUCAAUACCCAGAGCCCAUGGGCAUCAUCGCUAAAACGGCUCUCACGUGGAUCUACAUGCCAGUGAGCUACAUUCUCGAGAAACUGGAGGCCAUUCUGCCCUCAAACCUGUUUCAGCAGCUCUCCCGCAUCUAGUCACUGUGGUAAAACAUCUGGUUACCAUGGCUACACUAUCACUUGAUUACCACGGCAACAGCAUCACACAACCCUGUUACUGAAGAUACCAGAUAGUGAUAAAUGGAAAAUGACAUAUCAUUGGCUAAUAUCAUUGUCCUAUGGGAUUAUUUGGAGAUGAUAAAGCUGCAAUUUCACAGAAUGUCUGUUUUGACAACUUUUUAUUUUUUGUCUUGAAAUGAACUAAUUUUGGAGUAGAUAUCUGGAAACCAGUGAUAUGUUACUGGUGGCGUAAUAUCAAGUCAAAGUUUUAUCAGCAUAAACAUAAAAAUGUUAUUGCUUUUAUACAGAAUACAAUAAAAAUACAGAAUGAACAAGUCAUUAAUAUUUACAAACACAAAUGUAGCUAUUAAUAAUGAGUCAAAAGUAUGUUGUUAAAUAUUUGCAAAAUGAACUAGAUCAAUUUAAGUUACCCAUGUACACAAUAAUAAUUUUAGUUUGUAGAUAACAUGCAUGAUGAAAAUAUCUGGUUUGAAUAUUGUUAUAUAUAAGAACAGAUUUAACUAAUGGAACAGUUACAUACAAGUGAGGCAUACUUGAUAAAUGAAUAUCGAAUUGAUAAGAACGUAUUUGAGGGUUUUUUUGUCUGACAAAUCACCCACUGUGUUAGCUUAACAGAAUGAGACUUCAGUGUCUAUACAUGUGAGUUUCAAAUUUUGGUUUGGAUUUAUAUAUUGAUGGAUUAUCUAUUUAAAUGGUAAUACUUGGCUGUUCUAGUUCAUUUGAAAACAAUAACUUGUUACUAUGUACAUAUUUACAACUUAAUUAUUAUGUAAGUCAAGAUAUAUCAAUUUUGCAAGUUUAUUUAACGUAUUAUCAGAUCGAAGUUUGUAACAUAGAUGUUCGAAAAUUGAAGUAUUAUGCCUAAAAGUGUUAAUAGCACUUUAAGAAAAAUUAGUUUUUCGGCAUCAAACAUCAAUUUUGCGGACGUAAGUAUGAAACAAUCUGAUCUGAAUUUUUGUCAGCAGUCUUAUAUGACUGAUUUCCAGACCUUUAUGCUUAAACUGGCCCAUUCUAAGACAAAAAAUAUAACAGUUGUCAAAAUGGUCCAUCUGAGAGAGUGCAGCUUUAAGAUGAGUGAUGAAUCAGCAUUGUGUUACAAACUCUUGUUAUCUUAUUAAUUGCUGUUUACAUAACAUAGCAUUACAAGGUUUCAGUUUCACUUGUUAAAGAGUUCUAAAACAGGGUACCUUGGAUAAUUUUUACGUUACAGUUGAAAUUAGUUUUGAGUGGAAGGCACUCUAACAUUGAGAUUGAGUUACAUGUAUUUUGUUUGGAUUAAAGUUACAAGGAAUGUAAAUUUUGAUAUAGUUAUGGUAUUUUAAUUUUGAUAUAGUUUUGGUAUUUUAACUGAACUUUUUUUAAUGCCAUAGUAUUAUUUUAAAAAGCCAUAUUAUUAUUUUUUCAUUUAUGAUGUAAAAACCAAAGUGUUUUUCGUUUGAGUUGUGUUCAGUGUAAGUUAGAUAUUUCAUCUAUAUUCACCAAAUCUCUCUUAUAUUUGGUCAAAAUAAUAUAUUUUCCAACUGAAAAGCAUUAUUUUUAAUAUCUGCCAUACAUCAUUAUGUUAAAUUAGCAGUCGACCAUUAUUGAUCUUAAUCAGGUGUAUCGGUAGAUUGAAAGAGAGGACGAGCUGGUAGACAAAAUAUAAUAUCAACCACUAAACUGGCUAAAGUUAUUGGUCUGCAUUUACCACAAUAAAUGUUAUACAAAUAACCUUAAACCAUUAUAUAAACUCUGUUGAAAAAAUCUGCUGUAUUAAAUAUGCAUAAACUUUGUGGUAUUCGCUAAAAUCAAUGUUUUCUCCUGAAAAUACAUAUUUAUUCAAUUAUCUCUACUAAUUGAAAAGCAUGUUAAGCUGUCAGAUUUAGUGGUAGUAUUAAAUCUUGUGAAACAUCAAUGCUUUUACAGUCAAAUCCAUUUCCAUCAUACAAAGGUUCUGGGUAAUAACACACUUUAGUUCAUGACUGGCUUCUAUUUCAUUUAUGCUUUAAAAUGCUGGUUAAUGUUAGAACUAGUCAAUCAUUUAAAAGCCUUUAAAAUCAGUAUUUUUUUCAUCACUGUUUUUUUUAUGUACUCAAACUAAUUUAUUGGUUAUGGGGUUGACAUGCUAACAUUUAUAAUUGAAAAUUAAGCAUAAUGAAAUAAAUGGAUAUUUCAUAUAAGUACAGCAUGGUCUCCAUUCGCUAAUUUCUUGUGUCCAAUUUUGGGACUCGGGCUAAGAAAACUGAAUUUCUGGAUGAUUCAAAAUAUCUAUAAUUAAACAAAUUUUCAACACUUUGAAGAAGAAUUAUGGGUCUGAAUUUCGGUCUCAAGACGAUAAUGAAUAUGGCCGUAUAAUGUCGGUUUUUCUGAAAAAUUCAGAGUAUAUGUGAGCUGAUACAAACAGAAAUGGUUCUUAUUGUAACUAUGACAUCAGCAAGAAAUAAUUAUGACAUACAUCUUUACAGAGUGUUAUGUGUUCCUAAGGUCAGGCUUUUCUUAUAAUUUGGUUUCUUUUUUGUGUAAAAUAUAUUUCAUAUGAUUUCAAAACUGAAAACUCAUGACUUUAAGACCCAUUUUUGCUUGACUUGGCUCAUAUAUAUAUAUAUGUAUAUGUUAUAAUUCACUUUGCUGUUUAAGUUUGCAGAAAUCUCUUAAAUAAAGAGGGUAGAUGUCUAGCUGCCGUUUGCUGCUGUGUACUCUAAUAUUAAAAUAAUUCUUCCUAUUUGAAUAGAUAAUGGAGAAAAUGUUGAACGAAUACAAAUGAUUUGGAAGUAGAUGCUGCUGUGUCGACCUACAUGAUAGUGUUGUAUUGAUGCAGUAUAUGAAUGCAGUCCAUGACAGAAAAAUAGUCGUAACCGUUGUUAAGAAAUUGUAUAUGAUAAUUGGAAUACAUCCUUGUUAUACUUUUUGGUAUUGACAGUAAACUUUUGUGCAUGUUUUCCUUGCAUGGAAUACAAAAUGGCUUAUUAAAGUGAGCUAGACUGUUUUGGUUAAAGAGUUCAGUAGACUAUUUUUUACUAUCAGUGUGAAAUUCAACAACUGUAAUGAUUUUUGUUCAUGUAAUAUGUGAAAGCUAUCACAUUGGAGAUUGGUCUGAACUAAUGGCAAUAAAUGCCAAAAAUUCA
This is a messenger RNA of Mya arenaria, 5189 nucleotides long. Its product is annotated as suppressor of tumorigenicity 7 protein homolog. The record is from RefSeq and is a predicted model, not a curated record. Gene Ontology annotation, molecular function: protein binding. The transcript has 14 exons. The coding region runs from base 469 to 2043 and encodes 524 amino acids. NCBI's taxonomy places the organism in Eukaryota, Metazoa, Mollusca, Bivalvia, Myida, Myidae.